This is a messenger RNA of Nothoprocta perdicaria, 4053 nucleotides long. RefSeq names its product ATPase phospholipid transporting 8B1 (gene ATP8B1). The transcript is spliced from 30 exons. Gene Ontology annotation, molecular function: magnesium ion binding; ATP hydrolysis activity; ATPase-coupled intramembrane lipid carrier activity. The coding region runs from base 58 to 4053 and encodes 1331 amino acids. Gene Ontology annotation, biological process: Golgi organization; phospholipid translocation. NCBI's taxonomy places the organism in Eukaryota, Metazoa, Chordata, Aves, Tinamiformes, Tinamidae. Gene Ontology annotation, cellular component: plasma membrane. The record is from RefSeq and is a predicted model, not a curated record.
CAACACGCCUUCAGCUCGUAUUGUGCCUUGAGCCGACAGGACGGAAUCUAUGUGGAAAUGUGGAUCUCUAGAAAUAGAUGCAGGAAAGGAUUUUGGAGCGCCAGCAGGAUGAGCUCCGAGCGGGACUCGGAGACCACCUUGGACGAGGAUUCGCAGCCCAACGACGAGGUGGUGCCGUACAGCGACGACGAGACGGAGGAUGAGCUGGACGGCCCGCAGCCUGCGGCCGAACCGGAGCAAAACCGCAUCAACCGAGAGGCUGAGGAGAAGCGAGAGGUGCUUAAAAAAGACUGCAGCUGGCAAGUUAAAGCAAAYGACCGACUCUUUCAUGAGCAGCCCUACUUUAAGAGAACGGUGUUCCUGUGCUUCAAAAGAAGCAAAUAUGCAGGAAAUGCAAUUAAGACAUACAAGUACAACCCAAUCACAUUUUUACCACUGAAUCUGUGUGAGCAGUUCAAAAGAGCAGCCAACUUCUACUUCCUUGUUCUUCUUAUUUUACAGACGAUUCCCCAAAUAACAACUCUUUCAUGGUAUACAACCCUGGUGCCCUUGCUCUUGGUGCUGGGAAUAACUGCAGUGAAAGACCUAGUGGAUGACAUUGCUUGUCACAGGAUGGACAGUGAGGUUAAUAACAGGACAUGUGAAGUAAUCAAGGACGGGAGGUUCAAAACCACAAAAUGGAAAGAUAUUAAAGUUGGAGAUGUCAUUCGUCUGAAGAAAAAUACUUUUGUUCCUGCUGAUAUUUUGCUGCUAUCCAGCUCAGAACCAAACAGUCUGUGCUACAUAGAGACAGCUGAACUAGAUGGUGAGACCAACUUAAAAUUCAAAAUGGCCCUUGAGGUAACGGAUAGRUACCUUCAAGAAGAAAGUGCAAUGGCAGCCUUCAAUGGUCUGAUUGAAUGUGAAGAACCUAAUAACCGACUGGAUAAGUUUGCAGGAACAUUAUUCUGGAGAAACACAAGAUAUCCAUUGGAUGCUGAUAAGAUUUUACUACGUGGAUGCAAAAUCAGGAACACAGACUUCUGCCAUGGAGUGGUCAUAUUUGCAGGCGCUGAUACAAAAAUAAUGAAAAAUAGUGGAAAGACCAGAUUUAAAAGGACACAGAUUGACUCCCUUAUGAACUACAUGGUUUAUACUAUCUUUGUCUUCCUCAUCCUGCUGUCCGCUGGCCUUGCCAUAGGACACACGUACUGGGAGCAGCAGAUUGGCAACUCGUCCUGGUACCUGUACGACGGAGAAGACUACAGCCCUCCUUACCGUGGCUUCCUUAAUUUUUGGGGAUAUAUCAUCGUUCUCAAUGCCAUGGUUCCCAUUUCCCUUUAUGUGAGUGUCGAAGUGAUUCGUUUGGGCCAAAGCUAUUUUAUAGACUGGGAUCUGCAAAUGUAUUACCCCGAGAAAGACACACCUGCAAAGGCCAGAACCACCAAACUGAAUGAACAGCUUGGACAAAUCCACUACAUAUUCUCUGAUAAGACRGGAACCCUUACACAGAACAUCAUGACAUUUAAAAAGUGUUGCAUUAAUGGACAAAGAUACGGAGACUGCCGGGAUGGGUCGGGGCAGCUGCAGAACCACCCCCAGCAAGUUGAUUUUAGCUGGAACGUGUAUGCAGAUGGAAAGCUCUCCUUCUACGAUCACUACCUGAUAGAGCAAAUUAAAUCUGGAAAGGAUCCAGAAAUUCGACAGUUCUUUUUUCUGCUUGCCAUUUGUCACACGGUCAUGGUUGAUGUUUCUGAUGGUUGGCUCAACUAUCAAGCAGCCUCCCCAGAUGAAGGGGCCUUGGUUUCAGCAGCCAGGAACUUUGGCUACGUGUUUCUUUCCCGAACACAAAAUACCAUCACUAUAAGCGAGAUGGGGAUGGAAAGAACUUACGACGUCCUUGCUAUCUUGGAUUUCAACAGUGACCGGAAACGAAUGUCUGUCAUUGUAAGAGAAUCUGAGGGAAAUAUCAGGCUAUACUGCAAAGGAGCCGACACUGUCAUUUAUGAACGUCUGCAUCCAAGGAAUUUAAAGAGAGAAGCUACAGAAGAAGCACUGGAUAUUUUUGCAAAUGAGACGCUUAGGACACUCUGCCUGUGCUAUAAAGACAUUAGUCAGGAGGAAUUUGAAGCGUGGAAUAAGAAGUUCAUGGUGGCGAGUGCAGCUAUAACUAACCGUGAUGAAGCUCUGGAUAAAGUAUAUGAGGAAAUAGAAAAGAACCUCAUUCUCCUUGGUGCAACAGCUAUUGAAGACAAACUACAGGAUGGAGUUCCAGAAACAAUUAACAAGCUUUCAAAAGCGGGCAUUAAAAUCUGGGUGCUUACUGGUGACAAAAAAGAAACUGCUGAAAAUAUUGGAUUCUCUUGUGAACUCUUAACAGAUGAAACAACAGUCUGCUAUGGAGAAGAUAUAAGUGCCCUUCUCCAAACAAGGCUGGAGAACCAGAGGAACAGAGCUGGGUCAAGUACACGUUCCUCCCUAGGAAUGAACGAGCCGUUCUUCCAACGUGGUAGAGACCGUGCGUUAAUAAUCACUGGCUCCUGGCUGAAUGAAAUCCUGCUAGAGAAGAAAAAGAAGAAAAAGAAACUUAAACUGAAAUUCCCCAAAACAGCAGAAGAGAAACACAAGCAAAUUGAGAAGAGAAGAAGGGCUGAAGCCAACAAGGAGCAGCAGCAGCAGAACUUUGUAGAUUUGGCGUGCGAAUGCAGGGCUGUGAUCUGCUGCCGCGUGACGCCGAAGCAGAAGGCCAUGGUGGUGGAUCUCGUGAAGAAGUACAAGAAAGCUGUUACUCUGGCUGUUGGCGAUGGUGCCAAUGAUGUCAACAUGAUUAAGACUGCCCACGUCGGCGUCGGCAUCAGCGGGCAGGAAGGGAUGCAGGCCGUCAUGUCCAGCGACUACGCGCUGGGCCAGUUCCGCUACCUCCAGAGGCUGCUGCUGGUCCACGGCCGCUGGUCUUACAUAAGGAUGUGCAAGUUCCUCAGAUUCUUCUUCUACAAAAACUUCGCCUUUACGCUAGCCCACAUCUGGUAUUCAUUUUUUAAUGGCUUUUCUGCCCAGACAGCAUAUGAGGACUGGUUUAUCACCCUGUACAAUGUGUUGUACACGAGUCUCCCGGUGCUGCUGGUGGGCUUGCUGGACCAGGAUGUAAGCGACAGACUGAGCCUUCGGUUCCCUCGAUUGUAUGUUUUGGGACAAAAAGACUUACUUUUUAACUACAGGAAAUUCUUUGUAAGCUUGAUACAUGGAAUUAUAACUUCACUGAUAAUCUUCUUCAUACCAUAUGGAGCUUACCUUAAAACUAUGGGGCAAGAUGGAGAAGCACCUUCGGAUUAUCAGUCAUUUGCUGUCACAACAGCCUCUUCUCUUAUAUUUGUCGUCAAUUUUCAGAUUGGUUUGGAUACAUCUUACUGGACUUUCAUCAAUGCUUUCUCGGUGUUUGGGAGUAUUGCACUUUACUUUGGUAUCACGUUUGACUUCCACAGCGCUGGAAUCCAUAUUCUCUUUCCUUCUGCCUUCCAGUUUACAGGAACUGCACCAAAUGCUCUGAGACAGCCCUACCUUUGGCUGACCAUGGUUUUAUCAGUGGCUGUUUGCUUACUUCCUGCUGUUGCACUGCGUUUCUUAUCAAUAACAGUCUGGCCUUCAGAAAGUGAUAGAGUAAGUAAAGUGCAGCGCAGCCCGGCCGUGCCGCCCGAGGAGCCGUGGCGGCGGCGGCGCAGCGGCCUGCGGCGCGGGGGGCCGGGGCGCCGCUCCGCCUACGCCUUCGCGCACCAGCGCGGCUACGCCGACCUCAUCGCCUCGGGCCGCAGCCUGCGCCGCCGGCGCCCGCCGCUGCACGAGGGCCUGCGUCCCCACACGCCGCUGCACGAGGGCCUGAACCCCGCCGUGCCGCUGCACGAGGGCCUGCAGGAGCUGUACGUCUCGGAGCAGGAGGGCAGCGACUGCACUGGCGAUGGGACGCAGAAGAAGCCGUUCAAAACCGUCCUGAAGGUGGGUGCAGGAGACAGGGGUGCUGCCCGCUGGCAGUUCCCACGGCCCCYGCCGCGAGCCCCUGCCACAAGCAGCCGGCUCUGA